Closterium sp. NIES-67 is the source of this 392-nucleotide messenger RNA. NCBI's taxonomy places the organism in Eukaryota, Viridiplantae, Streptophyta, Zygnematophyceae, Desmidiales, Closteriaceae. The record is from the annotation of a GenBank genome assembly.
ACCAACAGCGGUUCUUCUGCCCUUGGUAGAAUCUUUAAUGAUCUGUGUUGCCAUAAAUCUUAUUACUCAUUGGUUGAGAUUUGUUGACUUUGUGUACUAUCAUAGUGGAAACCAAACAUUCUCAUUCUUGAGGAAUUACCUGAAAAUGGAAACAGCAACCUUGGUAGUUAUCUUUAUAUCUUGUCUGCUUGUAAGUUUUACUGGUUAUGCCCUGUAUACAGCUUUUGGACAGCCUUCAAAAGAACUUCGCGAUCCAUUUGAGGAACACGAAGAUUAAUUUUCUAGGCCUUUCCCAAACUUCACAGGAAUACGGGGAGGGCCACCCUAUAAUUCAUAUUGAAAAGAAUAAGAUGAUCCUUGUAUUACUAUACAAAUAGAUAAAUAGGAUACAA